AUGAUGAUCAAGUCAGCGUUCCUUCUCUGCUUUGCUACUGCUUUGGCUCAACAGGAGCCCCUCCUGGGCGAAGAGUCGUGUCUGUCAAAGCACGCGGCAGCAUGUUGCUCUAAGGCGGGUCAGGCUCAGGGCGUCGAGGUCUUAGAAGACUUCACUGUCAAAUACACCUGCCAUGUCUAUGCAAAUCCCUUUAUGGGCACAGGGUAUACAGUAGCCAAUGCUCAUGAAUGCGCCUCGCUCUGUGCUAGCAAUCCCUCUUGCAAGGCAGCUAUGUGGGAAAUCGUCGAUCGGAGCGGUCGCCGAGCAAAUUGCUAUUUCACGGAAAGCGAUGAAUACACCACAGUUAAGAACAGCAACUGGAUGUUGCUAGAGGACCCUACCAACACCGCAGAUCCUCCAGUUGAGCCUCCAGUUGAGCCUCCAGUUGAGCCUCCAGUUGAGCCUCCAGUUGAGCCUCCAGUUGAGCCUCCAGUUGAACCAUGUGAGGAAGAGAGGAGAAAAUGCGCCAGGGAAAAGGAUCUCCUGGAGGACAAGAAUCGCCAAUGCCUCAAGGAUAAAGAAGAACUUGCCGAAAGAAAACGGCAAUGUCGUGCUGACCACCAGCAAUGCAGCGACGAUAAAGCCGAGCUUGGGAUUGAAAAGCAGCUUUGUCAAAAUGACAGAGAUCAAUUGGCACUCAAUGUCACGCAGCAAAAAGAAACGAACUUUGACCUUCAGAACUCUCUCACAACCCUCAACUCCACUUACCAGAGCCUUCUUACUCAAUAUGAUAGCGAAGGAGUUCUGGGGAAAGCUUGUCGGAAGGAUAUGAUCAAUGCUGGUGAGUUACUUCACGAUCACUUUAAAGCCAAGUCGCUAGUAAUAGUACAUCAUCGCUAA
Molecule: messenger RNA, 879 nt
Organism: Penicillium cinerascens
Lineage: Eukaryota; Fungi; Ascomycota; Eurotiomycetes; Eurotiales; Aspergillaceae
Exons: 1
Coding region: 1-879 (292 amino acids)
Source: RefSeq, a predicted model, not a curated record